AUUCAUCCAUCGCUCAAAUAAUGAGCUCUCCAAUAAAGUAAAUAAAUCAACAAACAAAUAAAACAAUAAUCAGCACAUACACAAGAAAAAUAGCCAAUAUGGGUGAUACAAGGAAUAAGUUAACGGCGGCGACGGCCCUCGCCGCCCUCCUCGUGGCGGCGUUCCUGGCAAACCCGGCCAGCGCCGCCCCCAACGAGGGCGGGUCCGAAGAACCCUCGAAAAUCUGCGCCGGCACCGACUACAAGGCCACCUGCGAGAAGAGUAUCGCCAAUGCCAACAGCAAUCAGCCCAAGGACCUGAUCAAGGCGGCGUUCGACACCGCCGUGACGGAGCUGCAGGGCGCCAUCAAGAACUCGGCGGCCUACAAGAAGGUGCAGUCGGACCCGAUGACGCAGAAGGCGCUGGUGGUGUGCGAGGAGGUGCUCAAUAUUGCCAUCGACGAUCUCAGAAGGUCAUUCGACAAGGUCGAUCAGAUCGAGAACGGGAAGCUCGAGUACAACAUCGCCGAUCUCAGGAACUGGCUCAGCGCCACCGUCGCCCACAAGGAAACGUGCAUCGACGCCUUCCAGAACACCACAGGCGACACUGGGGAGAAGGUGAAGCAGAUUUUGAAGACUUCGAGCGAGUUGUUGAGUAAUGGUCUAGCAAUGAUCUCCGAGUUGCAGAAGGUUUUCUCGUCGAUUGAUUUCGGGAAAAUCGCCGACGGCAUCAAAGGCCUCACCGGCGGAGACGGCAUCAAGGGCCUCACCGGCGGCGCCGGCGACGAGAAGAGGCAGCUCCUCGGAGACGAAGGCGACGACGAUGAGAUCCCCGAAUUCAUCGACGUCCACGCGAGGAGGCUGAUGGCGGCCCCUUCGGGAGGGGUGAAGGCCGAUGCGACGGUGGCGCAGGACGGCAGCGGCCAGUUCAAGACCAUCAACGAUGCCGUCAUGACCUUGCCCGCGAAGAGCACUAAACCGUUUGUGAUUUUCGUGAAAGCCGGCCUUUACAAGGAGUAUGUCCUCAUUCCGAGGGGCGUGAACAACGUCGCGAUCAUCGGAGAGGGGCCGUUGAAGACGAGAAUCACCGGCGACAAGUGUGUCAAGAAUGGUUUUCCGACAUUCCACUCUGCAACCCUAACCGUACAAGGAGAAGGGUUCAUGGCGAAGGACAUCGCGAUCGAGAACACGGCACCGGAGAGCCAGGCGGUGGCGGUGCGAAUCAACGCCGACAUGGGCGUGUUCCAGAACGUCCACAUGGACGGCUUCCAGGACACCCUCUACUCCCACAGCUACCGCCAGUUCUACCGCGACUGCCGCAUCUCCGGCACCAUCGACUUCAUCUUCGGAGACGCCAAGACCAUCAUCCAGAACUCCGAGAUUGUCGUGCGCAAGCCCCUCCCCAACCAGGCCUGCAUGGUCACUGCCCAGGGCCGCAAGGAGAAGAAGAGCGACGGCGUCAUCGUCAUCCAGGGCGGCUCCAUCACCGCCGAGAAGGCCUUCCUCGACGCCAAUCCCAAAUUCGAGGCCUACCUCGGCCGCCCAUGGAAGGAGUUCUCACGCACCAUCAUCAUGCAAACCGACAUCGGCGGCUUCAUUAACCCGCAGGGGUGGUCCCCGUGGAUGGGGACGUUCGCGCUCGACACGCUCUACUACGGCGAGUGGUCCAACACCGGGCCGGGGGCGGACCUCUCCAAGCGGGUCAAGUGGAAGGGUAUUAAGAAGAUGACGCCGAAGCUCGCGGAGGGGUUCACGGCGCAGAAGAUCUUUGUUUAUGACGAUUGGAUCAAGAAGACUGGAGUGCCGUAUGUUGGUGGGAUGCUGCCUAAAUGAGUGUGUUCUUGAAUUUUUCGAUAUCGAAUUGGUUUUGAGGGAUUUUGGGGUUCUUUUUGUUUCUGUUUUUUUGUGAUUUGUUGGUGGCGAUGAGAUUAAUUCCGCCCCCUUUGAUGUUUGGUUUUUUAGUUUGAUUAUUAGUAUGGAAAUGAAUAAGGAAAUAUUUUUGAAUUUA
Molecule: messenger RNA, 1986 nt
Organism: Salvia miltiorrhiza (redroot sage)
Lineage: Eukaryota; Viridiplantae; Streptophyta; Magnoliopsida; Lamiales; Lamiaceae
Product: pectinesterase-like
Exons: 2
Coding region: 99-1811 (570 amino acids)
Biological process (GO): cell wall modification
Molecular function (GO): pectinesterase inhibitor activity; pectinesterase activity
Source: RefSeq, a predicted model, not a curated record